CCCGGCUGCCCGGAGCGGGCAGACUGGGCCGGACCUUGGCGCGCGCGGGGUCUCACCGGGGUGACAUGGAGGACGACGAAGAGGAGGAGCUCACCGCCGCCACGCUGCGGGGCAAGCCCCGGCCGCCACCCCUCUCGGCGCAGUCCGCCUUCAGCUACAUCCCGCCGCGGCGCCUGGACCCCAAGGAGCACAGCUACUACCACCGCCAGGCCAAGACAGGAGUCAUUUCCUUGUACGACUGUGUUUUUAACAAGAGCCCAGGCUACGAUCAGAAACUUCACCGAGACGACAGAGAACAUGCAAAAAGCCUGGGACUUCAUGUGAACGAGGAGGAGCGUCAGCGGCCUGUGGGAGUGCUGAUGUCCUCGGUCUAUGGGAGGCGCAUACACCAGCCCGUGGAGCCCCUGAACCGGGACCACAGCCGAGCCAACCACGUGAAGGCUGACUUCUACAGGAAGAACAACAUCCCCAGCAUCAAGACGCCUGGCUUUGGACACAUUUCUCCAGCCUGACGCCCCUGCUGUGGCCUGGACCGAGGGGUGGCACAAUCGGGCAGUGCCGGGGCCUUAUGUCCCCCCCUCCCCCCGCUUCACUGGGGUCAGGGAGCUGGCCUGAAGCUGCUUGCGCCUGGACAGUGGGGGGUCGGGCCUGGGAGCCCCUUUUCCUCAUGUGGCCGUGGUGAAGACCCUGGCCAAAGGCCUUUACUACCUGUGAUGAACAUCUCCGUGGGACCAUGUCAGCUGAAAUGAUGCCGGAGACUGAUCCAUUGUGAGCACUUGAAUAAAAGGAAAAGUGUUCCCACUUGA
Callorhinus ursinus (northern fur seal) is the source of this 806-nucleotide messenger RNA. RefSeq names its product cilia and flagella associated protein 90 (gene CFAP90). The record is from RefSeq and is a predicted model, not a curated record. Lineage: Eukaryota; Metazoa; Chordata; Mammalia; Carnivora; Otariidae.